This is a messenger RNA of Lathyrus oleraceus (garden pea), 594 nucleotides long. RefSeq lists its product as uncharacterized. The coding region runs from base 1 to 594 and encodes 197 amino acids. NCBI's taxonomy places the organism in Eukaryota, Viridiplantae, Streptophyta, Magnoliopsida, Fabales, Fabaceae. The record is from RefSeq and is a predicted model, not a curated record. The transcript is spliced from 2 exons.
AUGGUUCGUGAUAAGAUAAAGAAAGCACAAGAUCUCCAAAAGAGCUAUGCACAUCACAAAAUAAGACCAUUAGAAUUUAAUGAAGGUGAUCAUGUAUUUCUAAAGGUGACUCCGAGAUUGAGACUGAAGGGAUCGUUUAAGUCACGGAAGUUAAGUCCAAGAUACGUAGGACCAUACCAAAUUAUAGAUAAGAUUGGUGAAGUAGCUUACAAAUUAGCCUUACCACCUUCUCUAUCAGAAAUGCACGAUGUUUUUCACGUAUCUCAACUUCGAAAGUUCAUUCCAAACUCUCUUCAGCAUAUUCUUCCAGAUUCAAUAGAAGUAGAAUCACACCUAACUUCCGAACCUCUACCAAGUGGUAUUGUAGGAUGGGAAAUUAAGGUAUUGAGGAAUAAGGAGAUCCCUCUUGUUAAGAUUCAGUGGGAUGAAUCACAUCCGGGUGAUGCUACUUGGGAAUUGGAGUCUGAAAUGCGAGAAGUUUACCCUUAUCUCUUCCAGGAAAAAGAUUGGAUCAAGAAGAAGAAGAAGAAGAAGAAUAAGAAGAAGAAGAAGUAUCUUUAUAGUGGUUUAUGUUUUGAUGUAGUAAAACAUUGA